UGGCCGUAUUAAAGGGAGAACUGAAGUGGAGAAAAUAAAGACUCGAUUUUUGGGCUAAAUUUGCUAUCACUUCGCCAGAAAUUUCUUUGAGGUAGUUAAACUUUACCACAGACUCUAUUGGCUGUUGAUUGCUUCUCCUAUGUCCGGUCAGAUGGUGCUUAGCUACACCAAUUCAUUUGCAUUAUUUCGACCUAAAUUUAAUGGUCAUUUUAUUCCCUCCAUAUACCACACAGAUGUGUUAUCCUUGACGAGGCAUGUGCCGUCCACAAAUGCUCUCUCCGUUUGUCAGCUUCAGGCAUCAAAACUUCAUGAUAGUCAAGUCACCGUUGCAAGUGAUGUUAGAUAUGGUGGUAAACAAAUUAUAAGUGUUGAUUUGCCACUGUAUGACUACAUAUUGUCAAAUGUUAGAGAACCAAAGAUUUUGUGUGAACUUAGGGAGGAGACAGCAACAAUGCAAGGCAGUCACAUGCAGGUGUCACCGGAUCAAGCACAACUACUUGCAAUGCUCGUCCAGAUUCUUGGGGCAAAAAGGUGCAUUGAAGUGGGAACAUAUACUGGAUAUUCAUCCUUGGCUGUUGCCCUUGUCCUUCCAGAAGGGGGUCAUUUAGUUGCUUGUGAAAGAGAUGGCAAAGCAAUUGAGGUUGCAAAAAGAUAUUAUGACCGAGCUGGUGUGUCACAUAAGGUGGACGUGAGACAUGGUUUAGCAGCAGAUACUUUGAAGUCUUUGAUUCAAAAUGGUGAAAGUUGCAGAUAUGAUUUUGCUUUUGUUGACGCAGAAAAGAAAAUGUAUCAAGAGUACUUUGAGUUGCUGCUACAACUGGUGAGAGUCGGAGGUCUUAUUGUAGUCGAUAAUGUCCUAUGGCAUGGAAGAGUUUCCGAUCCACUGGUAAAUGAUUCGAAGACUCGUAGCAUUAGAAAUUUUAAUGAAAACUUGAUGAAGGAUAACCGCGUCAAUAUCAGUAUGGUGCCUAUUGGUGAUGGUAUAACAAUCUGUAGAAAAAGAUGAAGCAUAAAAAGAGAUUGGAUGUUGAACUGCCUUAGCCAAGCCAUUUCAUGUUUUUUUGGGUCUUACUUCUCACUUGGACUUAUGUACUAUGAUCUACUCCUUAAAAUACUUGUGUUUUUCAUUUACACGAUUCUUAAGAAAAUAUUAAUUAGGAGGGGUGUUUGAUUAUUGUGCCAUUAUUUAUGUCUUUAAGAUGUAAUAUUUCUUCAUUGAAUAUUUA
This is a messenger RNA of Solanum dulcamara, 1226 nucleotides long. RefSeq lists its product as uncharacterized. Lineage: Eukaryota; Viridiplantae; Streptophyta; Magnoliopsida; Solanales; Solanaceae. Bases 140 to 1006 code for a protein of 288 amino acids. The transcript is spliced from 10 exons. Gene Ontology annotation, molecular function: O-methyltransferase activity; S-adenosylmethionine-dependent methyltransferase activity. The record is from RefSeq and is a predicted model, not a curated record.